This is a messenger RNA of Rotaria sp. Silwood2, 615 nucleotides long. The record is from the annotation of a GenBank genome assembly. NCBI's taxonomy places the organism in Eukaryota, Metazoa, Rotifera, Eurotatoria, Philodinida, Philodinidae.
AUGUCUGCUCCAACAGCCGAUGUGUCCACAACAACAGCAACGCCAAUAACUACAAAAACUACAACAACAACAACAACAACAAAAACUACAACAACAAAAACUACAACAACAAAAACAACAACAACAAAAACAACAACAACAAAAACAACAACAACAAAAACUACAACAACAAAAACUACAACAACAACUACAACAACUACAACUGCAACUACAACAACAACAACAACAACAACAACAACAACAACAACAACAACAACAACAACAAGUACAACUACAAGUACAACUACAAGUACAACUACAAGUACAACUACAAGUACAACAACAACAACAACAACUACAACUACAACUACAACUACAACUACAACUACAACAACAACAACAACUACAACAAGUACAACUACAAGUACAACUACAAGUACAACUACAAGUACAACUACAAGUACAACUACAAGUACAACUACAAGUACAACUACAAGUACAACUACAAGUACAACUACAAGUACAACUACAAGUACAACAACAACAACAACAACAACUAAAACAACUACAACUACAACUACAACUACAACUACAACAACAACAACUAAAACAACAACAACUACUACUAGUAAGUAA